AUGGAUCCAAACCUCAACGACCCGGACGCCACCGUGAGCUCGACUGGAUCGGGUGCUGCCAGUUCUACAUCGCCGCCUUCUCCACCGCGAGAUGAUCCAGAGCUUGCGGGAAGUUCAAUCGAGUCCUCCCCGGCCGCGGCAGGAACUACGGAGUCUAGACCUCAGUCUCGGCAAGAGGGUCGCGGUUUCCACUCUCACAGCCUUUCGUCCUCGUCCGCCCUUUCCCUCCACAAAGCCAAGCACGUCGAGCCUGGCACCACCGUGGCCCACGCAGAAAGAGCGGACGUCUCUCCCCGCGGGUCUACUGAUCCCUCCCUGCGCAGCGCCCGCACCUCCAUAUCCGAGGGCCCCGUCAGCAACCGGAUGAGCAUUAGCUCUUUGUACAGCCUCGCAUCGGCCCGUGGCGUUCCCAGCUCGGCAGCAUCAGCCAACGGAAGCGAUAACGGCAGCGUGACUGGCGCCCAAAUCCAUCGACCAGCAUCUGGCAUCAUGGCAUCGGGUGGGGGGUCUAAGAAUCCUGCCACCCCGCAACCCGAAUCUAAAGGGCCCAACAUGACGGUCACAACAGGCAGCCAGGGGUUGCAGGGAGGACAGCUCCCAAUACGUGAGUCACAGGUGCAAAAUCCGGGAGAUGCGGCCAAGAAGCCGCAUCAGGGACAACAGCAACAGACCGGAACCAGCCCCACGCCGCGCUCACAGCCCACAAGGUCUAGGAGCCGGGCCAAGCGCAGGUUCAGCGGGAGCACCGGGGCUAGUAGCCACCACAGCCCGAGCGGUGACCGCGCCCUGACACACCGGCCAGAGAAAGAAGAGCAUAAGCCUGCCCCGCUAGGUGUUAUUGGCGUGUGCGCUUUGGAUGUCAAGGCGAGAAGCAAGCCCAGCAGAAAUAUCCUCAACCGGCUCAUCCAAAACCGAGAAUUUGACGUCUGUGUCUUUGGAGACAAGGUUAUCCUCGACGAGGAUAUUGAAAAUUGGCCUAUAUGCGGCAUCACAUUCGAGCCGUUUGACUCGGAAUCGGAAAAGGCCAAAUGGGCCUCCCCUCGAAAGGUGGAGCUACUCGACGGCGGCGAUAUCCUCUCCGUCGACGGAACCUUGAUCAAGAAACCCUUUGUCGAGAAACCAACCAGCGGCGAGGACCACAACAUCAUUAUCUACUUCCCCUCGUCUGCUGGUGGCGGCGCCCGCAAGUUGUUCCGCAAAAUCGGCAACAAGAGCAGCGAGUAUGUCGAGGGUCUAAACGUCCCUCGCGCCAUCACCCAGCCGGAAGACAGCUUCAUCUAUGAGCGCUUUAUGCAAGUGGACAACGCUGAAGAUGUCAAAGCAUACACAGUUGGCCCGGCUUACUGCCAUGCUGAGACGAGGAAGUCGCCUGUAGUAGAUGGCGUCGUCCGCCGCAAUACCCACGGUAAAGAGGUGCGUUACGUGACUGCUUUGAGUACCGAAGAAAAGGAGGUCGCCAGCAAAAUCAGCACCGCCUUUGGUCAGCGCGUGUGCGGCUUCGAUUUCUUGCGCGCCGGUGGCAAGAGCUACGUUAUUGAUGUGAACGGAUGGAGUUUCGUCAAGGACAACGAUGACUACUACAACCACUGCGCCAACAUUCUCAAGGACAUGUUUAUCAAGGAGAAGCAGCGCAGAGAUGGGCGAACACCGCCCAUGCCUUCGCCCGUGAUCUCCGACGUGGAUCCGAUGUCGGUUCGCUUGAACCAGCCGAACAAGGAGCGGGACCUUGCCUCCCAGGGUCGGCCAAGCGUGGAUAGGUCGGCGCGCGAGUCGCUUGUCGAGCCACCCCCACCAACGAAGCCCGACUCUAAGCAGAGCAGUAUGCCUGCCAGUCCGUUAGCCAGUCAGUUUGCUGCUGCUUUGCAGGACAGCGUCCCGUCUGCCGCACCGUCGAUCAAGUCCGCUUCGCCGUCCAUUCUGCCGGAGGCGGCGGUCGAGGACGAGCAGGAGCCGCCGCCACCGCCUCCUCCCAAGCCCAGCUGGAAGCUCAAGGGAGUAGUGUCAGUCAUCCGACACGCAGACCGCACGCCCAAACAAAAGUACAAGUUCACCUUCCACACGGCCCCCUUUAUCGAACUGCUCAGGGGUCACCAGGAAGAAGUUUUGCUUAUUGGUGAGCCGGCGCUGGCCAGCGUGAUUGAUGCUGUAGACCUGGCCAUGAAAGCCGGCGUCGAAGAUCCCGCUAAACUCAGGGCUCUCCGCAACGUCCUCAUUAAGAAGGGCAGCUGGGCCGGUACUAAGGUGCAAAUCAAGCCCAUGUUCCGAAAAAAGGCCGACGCAAAGGGUACGAAACCCCAAAAGGAGCAAAAGGAACAUAAGGAGCAAAAGGAUGCCAUCAAGGAAGAGGAGCCGUUUAUCCAAACCGACGACGAUACCGAGAAACAAGGCAACGAAUCGACAUCCCGCAAGCCGCCCCGGAGGACAGACUCGCUCUCAGGGGUGACCAUGUCCAAAUUUACAGCCGCCGAGGAGAGCCUCGUUCUCGACAAGCUGCAGCUGAUCGUCAAGUGGGGCGGCGAGCCGACGCACUCUGCGCGGUACCAAUCCCAAGAACUGGGCGAGAACAUGCGCGGUGACCUAGGUCUGAUGAACCGCGAGGUGCUCGACGAAGUGCACGUCUUCAGCAGCAGCGAGCGCCGCGUCGUGACCAGUGCACAGAUCUGGGCGGCCAGUUUCCUUAAGAAGAAGGAUGUGCCUGAGGAUUUUGUGACCAUCCGGAAGGACCUGCUCGAUGACUCCAACGCUGCCAAGGACGAGAUGGACAAGGUCAAGAAGAAGCUCAAGGGGCUGCUGCGCAAGGGCAACGAGCGCCCACCGCAGUUUGCUUGGCCCGAGAACAUGCCCGAGCCGUCCGAGGUGCAGACAAGGGUUGUCCAACUGAUGAACUUCCACCGUAAAGUGAUGUAUCACAACUAUGCGAAGCUGUACAGCGGCGCCGUGAACUCGCUUAAUGCCAUCAGCAACCCCAGCCCGGAGAAGGGCCUCAACGAGGGAGGAUCGUCGGCCGUGUCGGUGUCGUCUCUUGCCUCGGCUGGUUCGCUGUCGCAGGCUAACUCGGUUAACAGCAUACAGGCGCGCUGGUGUUGCGGCGAGGACGCGGAGCUUUUCAAAGAGCGGUGGGAGAAGCUGUUUGCCGAGUUCUGCGACGGUGAGAAGGUUGACCCCAGCAAGAUAUCAGAACUGUACGAUACCAUGAAGUUUGACGCCCUGCACAACCGGCAGUUUCUCGAGUGGGUGUUCACGCCGCCCAAGGGCAUGCUAGAGGAGGAGUAUGGUAUCUCGCUAAACGGGAAGGAGGGCGGAAAGUCGUCGUCGUCCGGCUCCAAGGACAACGAGGAAAACAAGGGCGAGGAUAAAUCUGCGUCGUCGGGCACCUUGACCGAGAAGAUCGAAAACUCGGGCCACAAGGCGGUCCGGCGCAUCUUCCGCCGCCGGUCAUUCCUCAACGGGUUGCGCAGCGGUGGGGAGGCAGAGCUACCUGAGAAGUACUUCCACCUGUACCGUGGCAACAGCCAGACCAAAGCGAAGACGGACGCGCGCUUCGAACCGCUGCGGGAGUUGUACCAGUUGGCCAAGGUGCUUUUCGACUUCAUCUGUCCACAAGAAUACGGGAUUUCCGACAGCGAAAAACUCGAAAUCGGUCUCUUGACUUCGCUCCCGCUGUUGAAGGAGAUUGUGGAGGACCUCGAAGACAUGCAGGCUUCGGAGGAGGCCAAGUGCUUCAUCUACUUCACCAAGGAGUCGCACAUUUACACGUUGCUCAACUGCAUCCUCGAGGGCGGGCUCGAGACAAAGAUCAAGCGGGCCACGAUCCCCGAGCUCGACUACCUCUCGCAGAUCUCGUUUGAGCUGUAUGAGAUGCCCGCCAAUCCGCCCGUGGACGCUGAAGGCACUCCGGCGUUCAAUUACAGCAUCAAGAUCACCAUCAGCCCGGGCUGCCACGUAUUCGAUCCUCUUGACGUCCAGCUGGAUAGUAGGCACUGCAUAGGGUGUGCGCCACGCCGGAGCCUGACGGCCCAUGCCGACUGGAAGGUGGUGAUUGAGACGCUGAGGGCCAAAUUUCACCAAGUGAAAUUGCCCAAGACGUUCCUGGCCGUCAACCUAUCGGAUGCGUUCACGUUCCAGGAAAAACAGCAUCAGAACGAUAAUGAGGCACUCGAGAUGAAGCCCAUCGCGCAUGGAGAGCUGACCGGGCUUGUUGAGCCGGGCGAGCCAGUCGAGCCAGUCACAGACUCCGCCACCGGAGAGGUGGUUUUUGACACGCCUGCACCCGUUCAGCCAACCGCGGAAGCACCUGUUGAUGAUACACCACCCACCACGGUUGCCACCACGGACAUCCCAGCUCCCGAAACGGUCACGCUAGACACACCAACGGGGGAGGCCGUGGGUGGAGCCGGCGGCAAGAAACAGCUGGACUAA
This is a messenger RNA of Chaetomium globosum CBS 148.51, 4419 nucleotides long. RefSeq lists its product as uncharacterized. Gene Ontology annotation, cellular component: cytosol. Lineage: Eukaryota; Fungi; Ascomycota; Sordariomycetes; Sordariales; Chaetomiaceae. The coding region runs from base 1 to 4419 and encodes 1472 amino acids. The transcript has 6 exons. Gene Ontology annotation, molecular function: inositol hexakisphosphate kinase activity; 5-diphosphoinositol pentakisphosphate 1-kinase activity; diphosphoinositol pentakisphosphate kinase activity. Gene Ontology annotation, biological process: inositol metabolic process; inositol phosphate biosynthetic process. The record is from RefSeq and is a predicted model, not a curated record.